CGUGGCGUCAACGGCCUACUAGGUAAGCCUUGCCGUCAGGGUGGGCCCGAAUUUAGCUACUUCCCCGCAUCACGCGAAUUUGACAUUCACAAUAUUCUGAACUUCAGAUCGUGCCUCCUCGGCACCUCGGUUUGGCUCGUCCGUCCGAGAUCUUAUUGGUCGUCAACAUCUACUCAAUUCUACUUUGGGCUUCCUUCUAGCGCGCAGGAAGCAAUUGUGCAAUGCACGAUCAAGCAUAUGGCACACAAAUCAUGUUGCGCAAGGCUCUCUCGCAUCGGGGUUCCCAAAUUGCCUAGCGCAUGCACGGCGUCAAUUAAAGAGUUCACUUAGAUCUUGAACAACGAGAACUUGAGAUGAGCAUUAAGGGUAACGGGUGCCUGCAAAAGUACUGUGCUCAUUGUCGACCUCGACUACAACUAUGCCAACGAAGAUUGAAGGGCUGCUGGAUCAUGGGGCACUGGAAGACGUCCGACCGGACAACAACACGUGGAAGUCACUCCGAGCGACGCAUUGGGGCCUCGACAUAGUCCGUCCAGAGUUUCUCGCCCUGCGACCGAGCAGUCCAAAGAAACUUGUACGGCGUACAGCAUGGCUCGACGGCCUACGGGGCUUUGCUGCAUUCCUGGUUUAUCUUCACCACCACCAGCUGUGGUCGCACGACAUCCAUGGUAAUUCGGUCUUCGAAAACUCAUUUGGCUACAACCACCGCCAUUAUUUCGCAGCGCUUCCAUUUGUAAGGCAUUUCUUCUCUGGUGGGCACUUUGCAGUUGCUAUAUUUUUCGUCAUCUCUGGCUAUGUCCUCUCUGUCAAACCUUUAGGGUUGAUACAGAAAGGUCAACAUAUGGCGUCAGCAGAUAGUGUUGGCUCUGCGCUGUUCCGACGUUGGCUACGUCUUUACUUACCGGUCAUUGGUUUUACCCUCUCCUGGAUGGUAGCCCGACACUGGACUAAUGUAUGGGUGGACUUUGGUGAACGCAAAGAUUCGUGGGGCGAAGAGUUCAAGACUUGGUACUACACCUUCAAAAACUAUAGUUUUGUGUUCCUCACCGGAGACGGACUCGAAUUCACGAGCAAGUACAACGGCCACUUAUGGUCCAUUCCGAUGGAAUUCAGAGGUUCAGUCAUUGUCUAUACCACAUCCUCCGCGCUUUCGCGAUGUACAAUGACCGCCAGACUGUGUUGCGAAGUCGCCCUGAUUAUCUACUUUUUAUAUGUUGUCGACGGAUGGUAUGGCGCCCUGUUUGUGGGUGGUAUGCUGCUAUCUGAUCUUGAUCUACUGUCCUUGAACGAUCAGGAACCACGCAUCUUGAGCAAACUGAAAGGAUUCAAGGAGUUUAUCUUCUUCCAUCUCUUCCUCGUUGCCAUGUACCUUGGCGGCGUACCUUCGUGCGAGUCCCUUGAAGGAUACCAGAACCUACUUGCAUCCUCACCUGGAUGGAAGUGGCUCUUCAAGCUCAAGCCACAGGCUGUGUGGGAUUUCAAAUGGUUCUAUCUCACCUGGGCAGCUAUAUUCACCGUCGCUUCCAUCCCACGACUACCACUGCUUAAGCGUUUCUUCGAGACACGCUUCUGUCAAUAUCUUGGACGGAUUUCUUUCGCUCUAUAUCUGGUCCAUGGUAUUGUCAUCCACGUUUUCACUAAUCGACUUUACGCUGCAGUUGGCUUCAAGAAAGAUGGGCACAAAAACAUUUCUCAUUGGGUUGGCCUAUUUCCGCUGACUAUGAAUGGACCUAUGGGCUUUGAGCUGGCAUUUUGGGCGGUACAGAUCAUCAACAUCCCGGUCACAUUUUAUGCUGCAGAAGUUGUUACGAAGCUUUUCGACGAGCCGAGCGUCAAGUUUUCCACGUGGCUCUACAAGCAAACUUUGGAGCCACAACCAGAGUCGCCGAGACGAUGAGAUAGGCAUAUGAACUGCAAUAAAAUUACC
Molecule: messenger RNA, 1927 nt
Organism: Boeremia exigua
Lineage: Eukaryota; Fungi; Ascomycota; Dothideomycetes; Pleosporales; Didymellaceae
Product: acyltransferase family-domain-containing protein
Exons: 2
Coding region: 419-1897 (492 amino acids)
Biological process (GO): polysaccharide biosynthetic process
Cellular component (GO): membrane
Molecular function (GO): acyltransferase activity, transferring groups other than amino-acyl groups
Source: RefSeq, a predicted model, not a curated record